AUGGACACAAUACUAACCAAGAAUGAUCAAGGCCUGGAGGUACCAGUUUUGAGUGUUAAAGAACAGUUUGUUUAGCGACUUCAUUCUUUAAGCCCGAGUAGUUUUCUUGUAAGAGCAAUACUUUUAUGAAUAAUUUCAUUAAAAAGUAAUGGAAACUUUAUUUAUGUUUUUGUUGAAUGUACAAUUGUAAAUCUCGCUACGUAUAGGCAAUUUACAAAUGCUACUUGAGAUUGAAUUAUUCAAAAAAAAAAAAAAAAAAAAAAAAAAAGAGAGAGAAAGAAAGGAAAAAAAACAAGAAAAGCAAAAUUGCAUUAAGUCUGGGCUAACUCAAUUCCUGUUUCUACCAGAAAAGAUAUAAUAUGUUGCUCUAAUGGCUAUAUUUAUCAUUUUCUUGAUUAUAUAAAGUUGAUGCUUUUUGUCAAUGCCAAUGUCAUUCAUUCAUCAUGUCUAAGAACGUGGAGCAUUCGUCGGAGGAAACGCCAAAAGAGCUCAUGGAGAGAUUUACAAAUUUCACACAUCUGUGAUUUCUACUCACUUCUUGAUCAAGUUCAGAUAUUUCAGCUUUCUUUUUUUACGCAGUACAUUGUUAUUAAGGUUUGACUCAAAACCGAUAAUACGGAUAAUAAUCAAUAAUAAUCCUCUUUCCUAUUUUGAGGUUUUCUGUGAUAAUGAACCAAUUUUUGCAAUAAUUGAAAUGGAACAUAAUCCACAUAAUAUGGGUAAGAAUCCGAAUUGGUGGUGGCAAACCAGUUGCCUAUUUUAGAAAGUCCUUGGGGAGGGGGGAAGGGGGGGUACUCGACCAAUAUUUGGGUAUUGGUUAGCUGCUGAUGAAACCCUAACCUUGUUUAGGACAAGAAAUUCCCAAAAUAUUAAUACCCAGUUCAGGACAGUUAUCACUGGCAAUUCGGGCUUUUUGUUUAUUCUUUUGAUAGGAGGAAAUAACCUAAAAAUCCAGCAGGUAUCUUUAUUACCUGCCUCUACGCCGGGGUUGUGGGGACCGCGGGUAGGGGGGGGGAGGGCAGGGGGCGAAGCCCCUGGGAGCUCCUGGGUUUUAAGUGUUUCAAAGGGCUUUCGACAACAUCUCCAUUUACCAUUUUUAAAGAAUUAGUUGUAUAAGAUUUCUUGAAUUUUACAAACUAUGUUUUUUAUAAAAUAAUAGAUAUUUAUUGAACUAAUGAUAAGUAAUGAUUCUAUUAUAUAAAAUAUAAAUUGUUUUAAGUAACAUACUUUCAGGUAAGCUUAAACGAGAAGAGAGAGUUUGAAUACUGCAGAUGAUCGAUUUUGCAAACGGAUAGAAAAACGCUAGACCGAUCGGUGGACGAUUGCAUUAGAUUAACUUGUCAUUUUGACACUUAUUAUUAACAGAUGUAUGUAACGCCAUUUUAUUGAUUUUCACCCCCCCCCCCCUUUUCGCCGCUUCGGCUGAAAACCAAAUUCGGAAAACUUCUUUUGCCCCUUUGAUUUUCCGCGUGUGGACGCCAUAUUGAUAACGUCUCUCAAAAAAUGAUGAGAGUCCGCACAGGCCGUCAGAGGAAUGGAAAGCAAACAUGGCGGAGAUCGAUGUUCUUCGUUGUUUCUGUUGUCUCUUAGGCCGAAUUGCUUAAAACAACAAGCGCAAUUUCUUCAGCAGAUUAUGAAAGUUAUGCUUUGCGAAGAUAUAAACACGUGAAGAGAAUAUACCGUAAUUUUUAGGGAGUUAUUAUAACUCCAAAAAUGGAGUAAAAAUUUUAGGUACAGGAUAACCCCUGUUUGGGGUUAUUUUAACUCCUAAUUUAACUGUGAAUUUGGGGUCACUUUUACUCCCUAAAAAAGAGGUCUUUUUACUCCCAGUCAGGUGUUAAAAUAACUCCGAAAUGGGGUUAUUUUUACUCCGAAAUGGGGUUAUUUUUACUCCUUACAUAGGUUGUUUUUACUCCUUUUGGAGUUAAUUUAACUCUGAAAGUGGAUUAAAAAUUUUAGGUAUAGGUUAUUUUAGGUUAUCUCAACCCCUCAAUUCUGGGGUCACUUUUACUCCUGAAAAGAGAUCUUUAAACUCCUUUUUCGUUUAGACCUAAGUCAAAUAUGAGGUUACGGGCGGUGAAUAACAAGUCUAACAAAACAAACAGUGAAAAAAGAAUUCUCUAUUUUCCUUAGUCACAUCAGGCUUCAAAAACAGCAUAGCAGUCUCAUGUACUGAUUAAAGAUGUGUAGGGCAUUGGUAAGGAGUCCAUUACGUUGAGCAUGGAAUUGGCUAAAACUUAAUGUUACGAGUUCGAAUGUUAUUGACUAUCAGCACGUAGCGAUGUCGGAUUAACACAAGGAAGUUUAAUACCAAAGGAACAUAGCCUUUACAGAGCUUUAAAACACAGCAUCCGCCAACACAAACUUGACUUGAACUUAAGUAAAACUAAACAUCCUCUGUCAAUGAUAACAAACUCUCACUUGAACUUCAGAUAUCUUACGGCUUCCGCCAACUUGUAAACACAGAACUUGCAAAUCGACCUUCGUCACACUUGACUUAAAACGCAGUCCACCUCGUGGGAAAAAACUUAGUUCGUCAAAAGAACUCGCUUGGAACUUGUAUACCGUUUGACAUAAGGUUCUAGAAAUACUAAACAGGCGAAUAGUAAUAGCUUUUUCAAAUACUUUAUGAUUCCAGUAACUGAUGGAAAUCUGCUGACUCGUUCUGAAAUGUAAACAUGCCCUAAUUAAUUAUUCCUGUCUGAAUAAUCCAAAAACGUAGAGAACGCUCGAGAAAGUCACGCAACGCAUGAAAGCAAUUUUACUACGUAACACUCAACAAAGACAAAAAUGUCUUUGUACAACAUUUUGUAACUUUAAAUUCAUCAUGAAACAGUUCGAAAGGAGGGCUCACUCAUGAAAUGUUUUUCAACACUCGAAGAGAAAUUUCGUGUCUCUGCGCGGCCAUGUAAUAUUCUCUAUUUUCAUUCCUCCACAAAAUUAUUAAAGAACUACGGCGACGGCAACCAGAACCUCACAAAGCAAUUGGUUAGCUUGUUAGCAAAACAACAACUCUGCACGUGCAUCACACUUUUUUGUACAUUUCUUUGCCGUCACUGCACCACUACGACGAGAAUUGCCUAAUUUCACGUUUUAUCGACAACGUGAACAUACGACGACCAAUCUCUCUCGCUCUUUUUAAACUUUGAUAUUUUUCUUAAGAAUUCAACUCCAGGAGAGUUCGCCUACAUAAAACAUAGUGAUCGAGUUGAGAUAAUCGCGCUAAAGUUUCAUAGACUGAGAAGUCACUUCUUAAGCUACAUUUUUGCCGCCGUCGCCGUCGUGGUAUCUUAAAUUCCCUAAUCCCUCAACUUAGAGUCUCCUCUGAUCUGACGGGUCACACAGGUAAGUCGGUUCAAAGCCCGGGAAGCUCUUUCUACCUUAAAAACUGAGUUAAAUCAAAGAAAUCGAAGAGAUCUCGAGAUAUCUCGAACUAAUUCGGCUCUCACUUCGUCAAAUAGCCGAAUAAAACGGAAAACCUACAGACUUUGCGUGUCCAAUCUUGGAAAAAAAAGUCAACUUUGAUACAUUACUGAGCGUCGCAAAUCCUUUACUUUGCGCUGAUCCGCCGAAGUAAUUAUGUACCCUGUUUAGGACAAACUCGCACGAAAUUAUAUAUCCUAUUUAGAAAAGAGAGGAUAAAACCCAUAUCCUGUACAGGGGCACAUCAGUAGAGCCGCGGGUACAAAGUGAGGCCAAGGAUUUAAACUUGGGGUUAUCGAGAACAAAUCCAGCUCGCGGUCAGGGUGGGGAUUGGAACGCAGGGACUCGGCUACGCUGCCUCCCUCCCAGUCAGAGAGGUCAUGAGAAUUAAGGAUAUCAUCGGCUCAGAUACACUUUCUUGCUAUCUUCAUAGAUAAAAACUUCCCCUUCCUACACUGCCCUAAGAAGGGCGGGGGAUAAAAAGAGAAAUAAAAAAAAUAAAUAGAAGUUGCAAAAAUUAGAAGAGAAGACAGAUUAGUUCUCUCACGAAACUGAAUGCUUUCCCUCAGCGCCUUAAAUCUCUGACCCUAAUCCUAGUGCGUCACCGUUAAUAAUAUCAUAGGUGACGAAUUACUCCUUAAUUUUGGCGCGAAAUUUCAGCGUUAAUUUGUAAUUACAAAAUUGCCAUGGCAACCUUUCAUACGUCUCAGUGUCACGAUGGCGACGAAGUUUUAAAAUGCCGUGAAUGAAGAUGUCAGGGCACAAAAAGACGCUUUAGAAAACCUGAACACUCAAGAGAACAUCAAGAAGGACUCUAAUAGGUAUUUUUACCGAAAAAGUCUGAAAAACUCCGAACUUCAUAAGCCAAAUUUAAGGUCUAAACAUUUGAGAGAGUGGAGUUCUCGAUCGAUACGAUCCAGGAUAAACAUGUCAAAAAUCGAAGAUUGCUAACGCAAUUCGUCACCCAUGAUAUUAAUAGGUAAUCAAAUGGCCAUGGUAUACUCGUGAAAUUAGGGAAUAAUUUCACUUGCGUUUUGUCCAAAUCCUAAUAAUUUCCCAUGCCUAAAGGCUCGGGAAAUUAUAAGGAUUUGGACAAAACACAAGGCGAGGGAAAUUAUUAGGAUUUGGACAAAACGCAAGUGAAAUUAUUUCCUAAUUUCACUCGUCACCAUUUGGUUACACAUACUUAUUGCCUUUAGCUGUGAGAAGGAAUGAAGCACGGGGUGCGCCGUUUUCUCACAACAAAUGGCUAAUUUUAAUUUUUUCGGCCUUUUAAAAUUAUUUUUAGGUAUUUCAAGUGGUAUUUGCUGAUCUCAACUUGGAAUUUGUGCAGUCUGUAUCGCUCGAGCAAACGAGAGCUCUCUUGAAAGACAUCGGUAACGAAAAUGGCGUCCGAUGGAUUGAAAGAGCCGAGACUUUCUCGAUUUCAGGAACAUUUCAACAAGUAGAACAGACUCGUAACCUCUUGAAGGAGACUGUAAGCCAAUCCAAUGGAAUAACUGUUUUCACUGGCCUGAAAAGAAAAGACAUAUCACAGGAACGACCGCCAUCUCACGGCGAGAUAGAAAAUCAGGAAGAUGUCAGUCAAAACAUCAAUAAUGGAUCCAACACAGAUGAUAGGAGCUCUACAAUAUCCUUCCAAAUUCCAGAUUUUGAGAUAGAGCCGAAACUUUUUAAAAUUUUUAUCGAAGCAUAUGAAAAAGAUCUUCACGACAUGGAAGCCAAGUAUCACGUCCAGAUACCCAAGAUGGCCGAGGGUAGCAAGUUAAGUUUGAAACCAGAAAGUUCGUGUACUGCAAAUGAUUACGAAGAGGCCUGCAACCAGUUUAUCAGCCUAUACCAAAAAAUGUUCCAGCGUGUUAAAAGGGAGCGUUUCUCUCUCAAAAAUGAGCAAAAGGCUGUUCCUGCUCGGGACACGAUAAACAAAAUGGGUAAAAAGUUGCCAAUUUUAGUACAGUUAUCCCAAGAUCGAAAGCACUGGGAGCUCUACGGGGAGGUGGGCCAUAUUGAAGAGGCUUUUAGAUAUCUCGAGCAUGAAGGAGUGGAAAUAAAGAGGGAUCAAGAGCAGUUUAUGGAAGAAGAUUCACAAGAUUACUCCAGCGGUGUCAAGACAACAACUAAUCGGCUAGAGACCUUCUUACUAGGCAAGUGAAAUAUCGGUUGUUGUCUAGGUUUAUCGUCCACAAAUGUUAUCUGAAGAUAUAAGUCGAAAUCCAGGGUGGUCUUUCUUUUAGGUAACUGUUGACGCAUCCUUUGUGUUAUUAGUAGGUUCACAGGACGUAUGUCCUUCCCUGCAUUUUGAUCCUCCCUUGACGUUGCGUUCCUGAUAUAAUAAGAUUUUUUUACCAUUUAGUGCCCGUACUAAUUCAUCAGAUAAGUCUUCUUUCCAUGUUUUUGAAAUCGUACCAAACGGAAUGACAUCUUUGGAGUAAAACUCUGACUGACUCUAUUUGGAGCAUUAACCCGUUCGUGGCCAAGAUUUCCUCGACUAUAUUCCAGCCAUGAAUUUAAAGCGAAAGCGAAAAACACGGGACAUUAAGCUCUUCAUUUUAAAGUUUUUCGAAGCAGUUUUUCGCAGACCAUACAGAUGUUUUUCAGUCGCCUUAAAAAAGAUUUUAUCCUUGUCCGGAUCGCCAAAAAACUUUCACCAGUCAUUGGCUAUGAAUUAAAGUUUGUCAAAUGCAGUUUUUAGUAAAAUCACUAUGACAACAAUUAACAAAAAACUUUCAAAUCGAUCAAAUCCGAAUUUCGCGCGAUCUAGACCUGCUACUCAAAAUCCGACGCCAGGAACUUGACGUGUGGUGUUCAGCGAAUAACCUCCGUGAGAAGGAAAAAUUGUGUACGUUUGAAUUCAAAUAAAACGUAAACAUAUUUCAAACCUUAUGUUUUCAAUCGCCGUGAUAAUUUUUUUUUUGUAAUAACAGUGAAUCAAUCUCAAUGAAAGUUUCAGACAUUAUUAUAUACAUCAUGAAGGUUAUGUGAUAAGGUUUAAAAAGAAUUCUGCCCAGGCGUUUUAGAGAUAUAGAAAAAAGCGCUAAAAGUCGAAAUUUAGAAUAAAGUUGCACUUAGACAGGUGGUAAGAAAACAGGUUAGUUUUCGGGAUCGCAAGAAAGGAAAUACACCAAAAUUUCCAUGCAUCGAAAUCUGCGGAUUAAUUUGUCGAGUUAUUUAGAACUUUUUUGUUAAAUAAUUUAUCACGGCCAUUGAAAAUAGAAGGUUUGAAAUAUAUUUCCGUUUUAUUUGAAAUUAAACAUACAGAAUUUUUUACUUCUCACGGAGGUUAUUUGCUAAACACCACACUUUUAGUUCCUGGUGUCGGAAUUUCAGUAGCAGGUUUAGAUCUAGCCUGCGAACAGCAGACAUAUUUCCGGUCGUCGCUUCUCUCCCUCCUAAUUUCGUCGCUUCUCUCCCCCCCCAAAAAUUAGGAGGGAAAGAAGCGACGACCGGAAAUACGUCUGCUGUUCGCAGGCUAGUUUAGCUCUCUGCGUUUAUUGUUGUCAUAGUGAUAUCGAUUUUACUAGAAACUGCAUUUUGACAAACUUUAAUUCAUAGUUAAUCAAUGGUAAAAAUUUUGUGGCGAUCACACAAGGAUAAAAUCACUUUUAAGGCGACUGAAAAAACAUCAGUAUGGUCUCUAAAGAAAAACUGUAUCGAAACACCUUAACUAAGACUAAAAGAAUGUUACUAACCGUUCAGUAUUUUUAACUGUUGAAACUAUCCUUUUAUAGUGUUACUUUAUCAAAAUAUGGAAAUGAACGUGAAUCGCUGAGAUCGAACGUAGUUUUACCUUGUCCAGUGCUCAGUUAGUGGCUUGCGCGAUUUCAGCUCUCGCCGGCAUUAACUCUUUUCUUUACUAGAACAAAGGUCAUAAAGUUGAUCUGAGCUAACGUCUUUAGGGUGGGUUCCUUUGGCAUGACCCGGAUCAGGAUCAGUGAUCCGAGAUCAUUCGGAUCAUGAUCCAUCAAAAAGACCCGAUGAAUCCUUUCCCAGAGUGGAUUCGUUCACUCCUUUGCUGCACUAUGAUCCGCGUGAUCAUAGGGAUCACUGAUCCUGACCCAGAUCAUGCAAAGGAACCCAUUCAUACGUUACAGUGCCGAACACACUUAGGUGUCAUCAGCCAAUCACAGGUCUCGACAAAAAAAUCUCACUUUGGUAGCUCGUUAGCCAAUUCUAAACGAGAACCGUUGCAGUUUCAAAGUGUCUGUGACGUGCUUGAGUUUCUUUAAUUUUUUAGAUGGAAAAGUAAAGGUUUCAGCUUACAAAGGCGACAUUACAAUGGAAAAAGUCGAUGCCAUUGUAAAUGCUGCUAACGAGGAUCUUGUACAUGCGGGAGGCGUAGCCAAGGCCAUUCUUGACAAAGGAGGAAAGACGAUCAGGGAAGAGUCGAGAGCAAUCAUUCGAAGGUUUGGUGUGCUGAAAGAUGGGGAAGCAGUCACAACAAAAUCUGGAAAAUUGCCUUGCAGUGUGGUGAUUCAUGCUGUUGGACCAAAAUGGGAGCGAGUGGAACCGAGGAAAAGCAAAAGGAUACUUCAUCAAGCCUGUCUAAACGUUUUCUCUGAAGCUGAAAAACUAAGUCUGGACUCCAUAGCAAUACCAGCGAUCGGUUCCGGUAUAUAUGGGGUACCGAAAGACGUUUGUGCUGAGGUGAUGCUUGAUGCUGUGGAAGAAUAUGUUACAAAAGUCAGCCGAAAUAAUAAAAAACUUACCGACAUAAGAUUGGUUGACCUAGAUGAUCUCUCCGUUCAGGCCUUUCAAACAGAGUUUCUGUGUCGAUAUGGAGACAAACUUGUAACAGAAAGUGGUAACAACCUCAAGGCGCAGCCAAGGUCGAAUCGUGGUAGGAGAGGCAAGGGCAGAGGGUCGAAAGGUAGUGGCUCAACGAAUAACUCUCCUGGCAGUUCUGAUGUUCGUGACGAUCAUCCUUUGAGUGCAACAGCCACAUCUUAUAGUGGUGCAGUGAAACGAAAUGUGGGCGAGAAGGAUGGGAAGGCGCCGACAACAGCUGGUGGAGCCAAGGCAGAUAAGGAAGAGGAAGGUAGAAAUGGUACUUGUUACGUACAAACGCUUUAAUUUAUAUACCGUCGAACCUCUCGGUACGGAAACCUCUCUAAUACUGACACCUCUCUAUUACGGACAGUUUCCAAUGUCCCGACAAAAUUCUCAUAUAUUUUCGUUAAAAAAAGCCCUCUAUGAUACGGACUCUCUCUAAUACGGACAACGGACACAAAAUCUCGGCCCCAGACAUUAAGUUCAUAUAAACUUAACCUCUUUAUUACGGAUACUGCGGUGAUCAGGGGAAUCCCGAAUCCCGAUUAGGUGAAUCUCCACAGGGUGAAUCCCGUCUAGUCUGGCUGAUGAGCUUUGCAAGAUGAUGUAAAGCCCAGUCGCUGUAUACCAAACAACGAUUUGCGAGGGCUUCAAUAACUACAGAUAGCAUAAAGAUCUUUCUAUUACAUUUUGUACUCUAGUUUCUGUUUACUACACUUGCAAAAUAGCGAAAGACGCUUUCAGAAUUGUGCUUUGAACGUUACAACUUUUUACAUGCAGCAUUGCGCUCUAGCUCGUUCGUUUUAAAACAGUAAUUUGUCUGUAGCUGAGAUGUACAAUAUUGUAUGUUACUGAAAGACAGUACUUUGAAUUAAUAACUUUAAAAGCAGUACAAAGACGAGUGUAACCUUGGUUUCAGCUACUGAAUACUUAAAGCUGUAAGUGGAGUCAUAAAAGUGACGUCAUCAUAGUGACCUCUUUUAUACGGACACCUCUCUAAUACGGACACCUUGCUCUGUCCCUUCGGUGUCGGAAUUACAGUGGAAUUAGAGAGGUUCGACUGUAAAUGAUACCCUAAAUAAGUGACGCUCAUGACUCGGAACACUAAACAUAGUUCAAAACUACUGGAAGGUGCAGUACAAACACUAAUCUAAACCCGUGCACUUCAGUAAUGAUCACUUUGUCUCAGGAUUUUGUAACGUACUCAGUCGUUUCAGAAUCUAUCGUGUUUUUUUAGAACUAUACUUAAACGCGAUACUGCAUGAUAUUUAUUGCCCUCAGUGUGCACUCCAGUGUGUCUCCUUUUACUCCGAACAGUCAAAUUUCGCACAAGAGAGAAUGAUCUCUUGAUUUCGUAUUAAAGUUAGCAUUAUAUUAUCGUAAUAUAGAGCGGUUUUCACUUGACUGUCGAAAGGGAUUGGUUUUGGUUUUGGUUUUACUACGCCCUUUGGUUGGCUAGUGUAUUUACUUUGGUUUUGGUUUUACGACAGUCAAGUGAAAACCGCUCUAUUACAAACUUAGUAUCACAGCUUCCUUGACAUAAUUACAUGUACUUCUCCCCGUUUCAACUAUCAUUACAGGUCAGCUGGCGAUAUGUUAAGCGAGACUUAGAGAGUAACAAGUCUGUUAUCAGUUAAUCUUUGCGAGAUAAAUCAGUUACAAGAUCCUUAAGUUGACGUAAACUAAACAGCGAAAUUACCCCUUUUCAGUAGUUUGCAGUACAAGUAAGAAUGAGAAAAGAAUAACCGUGACUAAGACGAACAGUUAGGUUUACUGUGGAAUGUUGCUGAAAGGGAACUCACCAAGAGAAUGAUGUAAUCGCCGAUUAAUCUCAGUGAUGUUUUGGCUAAACACGCAUCAGUUAAAGAAGAUCGUAAAUGCCGUAAAAAAUGUACAUCUGAAUGCUAUUGUUGUUUUCCCUUUUUUUUAGAAACAUGCCCAAUUUGUCUUGAUCAUAUCACUGGGCCACGACGUUUGAAGUGUCGGCACGUGUUUUGUUCAGUGUGUCUUCAACAAGCGCUGAAAGUGAACAACAGGUGCCCCGUGUGUCAAGAACCUCAAGGAGCUCUUCGAGGAAACCAGCCAGGAGGAGAAAUGACAAGCUAUCACGAGUCAUAUAGAAGUCUCCCAGGUUACCCAGGUGAUUUUAAAAUUCGUUUACAAACGACCAACCGCUGGCGACAUUAGGAACCUACAGCAAACACGACGGUACUGUUAGUGGCACCGCGAGGUUCAAAAAGUAGUAGGCCGAAAAAUCAACAGCAACAGCAACGACAACUCUGCAUGGGCGUCACAAUAAUAAUAAUAAUAAUAAUAAUAAUAAUAAUAAUAAUAAUAAUAUAAUGAUAUUGAUGAUAAUAAUCUCACAAAUUUACUUCAUAAGAGACGUUUUUAGUUCCGUAGCCAUCGUCCUUGCUCUAACUUUCUUGUAUCACAGAAAUGAUAUGUGUAAUGUUAGUAAGCAGCCAAGGCGGCGCCCUGAAAAAUAGGUUGUAGCGCAACAUAUCUAGUUGGAAGGGGAAUAGGUGAAGGUGGAGUUCGUCAAAGAAAGCGACAUAUCAGUGACAUAUCAAGUUCCAGUCGCUCGACUGCUAUUUUAGAUUAACACAGCUGGGUCUCUGAAUAAAGGCUCUCUCAUUCGAUUUGAUUGUGGAGCACGCCUCUCCAAGUGAAAAUGAGUUGACUUGAUCCCGCUCAAUUUUCUUUCAAAAAGCUCCCAUUUGAAAAUCGAGGAAGGUUUAGAGCAGCGAUUUGAGGGGCGGACUACUUUAAUUUCUGUGGGAGCGUAGGCUGUCAGUUUUUUUAAAAACCUCUUGAACUACAGCUUGACUAAUUUAUUCUUGCGCAAAGAGGAGUUGACGGACGAAAGGAUCUGCAUAUGCCUGUACAUGUACUCUGCUUUGCCUGUUUGCAGGGUGUGGCACAAUCAUCAUCAGAUAUUACUUUCCAUCUGGGGUUCAGGGCCAAGAACAUCCACACCCUGGCCAUCAUUACGAGGGUACUUCAAGGGAAGCUUAUCUUCCAGGCAACCGUGAAGGACGAGAGGUUCUACAGCUACUAAGUAGAGCAUUUGACGCUCGACUGGUGUUUACGGUUGGCACUUCAAAUACAACGGGACGUCCAAAUCAGGUGGUAUGGAAUGAUAUUCAUCACAAAACUAGCACGAGUGGAGGACCUACUGGGUAAGAAUACAUAAAUUAGCUGACCAGGGUAUCACUUUAAGGCAAGAAUCAAUAAAUUAAUGAAAGGUGUUAUGAACACCAGUAAUUGUUACUGCUGAGGAUAAGUCUGUGAUGGACUAGCAUCCCGGGCGGACCGUCCAGGAUUGAGUUGCAAUUCUCGUAUGCACUUCAUGCUACAGAAACCGGGAUAAGCUUUUAUACUAUUGGCCUCAUUGGCUUUAUUUGCCCUUAUCCCUCCCCUUUGCUUUUUUUCAUACGCGUGCUCAGUUAUUAAGGAAUUUUUUGGAAAAAAAAAUUUAUAAACCUGAAUUUGACCAUAUAUGACGGGCCAGCAGCCUGAUAAAGUAGUUAAUAAAAAAGAGGGGAAACCAAUUGAAAAACUGGCAGGGCUAUUUGUUAUUUAGUACACAGCUUUCAAGAAAUAUUGUCCCAGGAAAGUCACUCAAUCAAUUAAGAAAUAAUGUAACAAAAUUAUGAAUCAUUAAUACACAGUUAUUCAUCCCUUACAAACACAUGUUGUUUUGUUUAAAGGUUUGGAUAUCCUGACCCAGAUUACCUGCGGCGAGUUAAAGAAGAGCUUGCUGCUAAAGGAAUCCGCUAA
Molecule: messenger RNA, 11973 nt
Organism: Porites evermanni
Lineage: Eukaryota; Metazoa; Cnidaria; Anthozoa; Scleractinia; Poritidae
Source: the annotation of a GenBank genome assembly